Adineta steineri is the source of this 1776-nucleotide messenger RNA. The record is from the annotation of a GenBank genome assembly. Lineage: Eukaryota; Metazoa; Rotifera; Eurotatoria; Adinetida; Adinetidae.
AUGGAUAGCCUACGUCAUUUAGGCACACGUCGUUCUUCCGAUCAGAAAAUGCAUCAAACUUCAUCAACGAUUACAAUUAAUCAUCCUUCUGGAGGAACAAUACCAGCAUCAAAUGGAAAUAAUGAACAACCAGAACCAAGACCGAAAGUUUCAAGUCUUGUUUUUAAAUUCGGUGGUGAUCGACCGAAAAAAGUGCCUACAUAUACAUUUUCACCAGCUGAACAAGCCAAAAUUGAUCAACAACAACAUCAAAAUACUGUUACGCCACGUGCACCAUCAUCACCUCAAUCACAAUUAUCACCAAAAAUAAAAACUUAUAUCGAUCAGCUUGAAAUAAAGAACAGUGAAUUAACACAUAAAUUAAACGAACAAUAUCAACAUAUUGAACAUUCAGAAAAAACAAUAAGGGAAUUACAUCACCUUUGCAAUGCAUUACAGCAUAAAGUUAAUGAAGACACACCUAAUCCACUUCUUCAACUUGUUUCAAAUUUUUGUGAAAUAUCAUCCGAUCAACAACAAGAUAUUAUGUCAUUAUUUGAAUCAAAAAUUCUUCAAUGUAAAAAAACUGAACAACAAGUCAAAGCAUUGACAAUGACCUUAAAAUCAAAAGAACAACGUAUUACUGAAUUAACAAAUGAAGUUAAUGAAUUAGCCGCAAGACCUAGUAUAAUACAAACACCAACAUCAGCACCACGUUCAAAUUCUUCAGUAUCAACAACGCCUAUAAGACGUAUCGAUUCAGCAGAUGAACUUGAUUCGAUUAAUUUACGUCGGGAAUUAUUUCGUACAAAAAAUCGUCUUAAAGAAGCUCAACGUGAAUUAUCAUCACAAAAUAGUUUAACAAAACAUUUAUCAGCAAAUAAUCUUCAUUCAUCCGAUUCAUUAAUAAGUGAUCUACGUAAAGAUAUUAAUGAAAUGGGUUGGGAAAUCAAAAAUUUACAAAAAACGAAAGAAACACUUAAACAUGAAGUAGAAAAAUUAGAAAAAGAAAUUGGAACACUUGAAUCACAAAAGAAAUCGGUUGAAGAUGCAAAUGCAAUGAUUACACGUGAAAAUAAAGAAUUACGAGCAACAAUUGAAGAAUUAAAUGAUCAAAAUCGUAUUGUUCUACAAAAUUAUCAUAAUCAUGUUAAAAAUUAUGCAAUACAUGAAGGAUUAAUGAGUAAAUUAUAUGAUACAAUGGCCUCAUUAGAAAAAGAUAAUAGCCAAUUAAAAGAAAAGUGUGUUUUUCUUGAAGAAAAACUUGAAUUAAAACAAAUAUCAUUAGUUGAUAAAAAUGAAUUAGAAAAAAUCAAUUCGUCAAAUCGUGUUUUACAAUUACAAUAUGAUUAUGAAGUUGCUAAACGUGAACAUUGUGAAAGACAAUUAACACGUUUACAAGAUAAUAUUAAACAAUUACAAUCUGAAUUAUCCUAUAUGGAUGAAAAAGUAAAACGUGCUGAUGAACAAAUGAAAUUAGCUGAUCGUGUUAAUCGUGAUAAUAAAGAUGAAUGUGAAAUUUUACAAUUAAAAAUUAUGGAUUUAGAAAAACGUUUAAAUUUAACAGAAAAAGAUAAAGAUAUUGUUGAACAAGAAUUAUUAAUUGUUAAACAAAAAAUGGAAGCAACAACAUAUCGUAUUAAUCGUUAUAAUGAAGCAUUAAUAAAUGCUGAUAAUGACCUUGAGCAAUUGUCCGAUACAAGUUUUAGUGAAGAAGUUGGAAGUAUAAAUGGUACUGAAACAUUAUCAUUAAAAAGCCGUAAUUCACAACCAUUACAAUCACAAAGUGAAGCUUAA